UCUAGGGCUUCGUUUCGUAGAGAAAGAAAGAGAGAGAGAGAAGAUGAGUGGAGAAAACGACAACGGCGGUGCUAAGCGCAGGGGCUCGGUCAAGUGGUUUGCUGCCGAGAAGGGGUUCGGUUUCAUCACUCCCGAAGACGGCGGCGAAGAUCUCUUCGUUCACCAGUCUUCCAUCAGAUCUGAGGGAUACCGAAGCCUCGCUGAAGGAGAAUCUGUCGAGUUCCUUGUUGAGGUCGACAACAGCAGUGGCCGUACCAAGGCCAUCGAGGUGACCGGACCUGAUGGCGCUCCUGUCCAAGGUACCAGCCGUGGUUCAGCUGGCGGACGCGGAGGCUUUGGCGGCGACGGGUACGGAGGAAGAGGUGGAGGCCGUGGAAGUUACGGUGGACGAGGUGGCGGCGGUGGUGGCCGAGGAGGAGGAGGAGGCGACUGCUACAAGUGUGGUGAGCCAGGUCACAUGGCGAGAGAGUGUUCCCAAGGAGGGGGAGGAUACGGAGGUGGAGGUAGAGGAGGUGGCGGCGGUGGAGGAAGCUGCUACUCCUGUGGCGAGUCGGGACAUUUCUCGAGGGAUUGUACUAGCGGUGGACGUUGAAACGGAUAGCGGUCCGGAGGUUGGUAAGGCUGAGUUUGUUAUGAUCUGAUGGACAAGUCUUGUCGAUGCGUACUAUCUCUUUAUUAUUCUCGUUUUUUGCUUAUGACGGAUGGAUCUUUGUCGUUUUCUAUGUUUGUUUUUCGGUUAAAUGCCUGAUGGUUUCGAAUUACGGAUUAUGGUUAUUUGUUUCUGCUAUUUUAUGGUUUGACGGUGUUGUUGCAUGUGACGGAUUCAUUUCAUAUUUAAGGCUGGUUUUAAAUCCA
Molecule: messenger RNA, 855 nt
Organism: Brassica napus (rape)
Lineage: Eukaryota; Viridiplantae; Streptophyta; Magnoliopsida; Brassicales; Brassicaceae
Product: cold shock protein 2
Exons: 1
Coding region: 44-592 (182 amino acids)
Molecular function (GO): nucleic acid binding; zinc ion binding
Source: RefSeq, a predicted model, not a curated record